GGACCCCACAGCUUGUGUCAAAUGCUCGGGACCAUCACCACGAACAGAUCAAAAAACUUUCCCGGCGUCUACAUUUGUCCAGGCUCUGCGUGGCACUUGCAUACUUGGAACGAAGCGUGCUCUUCAAAGCAUCCAGCUCCUAGGGACACGAGGCCCGUCGCAGCCAUUUGCCAGCUGUAUCGCCUAUCUCAUAUCCAGCUUACGAGACCAGCCAUCACCAUGACCCCAAGCUCAUAGCAACAGCGUCUGCAGUACACGACUGCGACCAGGCUCUUGCUUCGCAAUAUUACACAUCGCCUUGCAGCGUCCGUGACUGAUGAGCCUCGGCAAGACCUCGGCCUGUGGCACUCUUUCACAUGAAGGUUCAAAUAUUAAUAGUCAGAUUGCACAUCUUUCGCCAUGGACGACGAUGACCCAAGAACCCUCGAGCUGGAGACAAUCACAGCCAUCUAUCCGGAGCUCCAAGUCGACGACAAGGACCAGUUCACAGUGUCCAUAGAUAUCCCAGUCAGCCUCGACAAUCCGCUGACGGUCUUUUUCCCGGCCUCCGGCGUUGGUGCGCCUAUAGGCACAACGUCACAUGCUCCGGAAGCAUCUUCGUCAGUGGCAGUUGACUCGCAAGCUCUGUCCAAUCUCCCUCCGCUGCAGGUCAAGAUCACCCUCCCGCCUGGGUAUCCGCAGGACAAGCCCCCAGCCGCCAAGGUAUCUACAACACCACCUUGGCUCGCUCCUGGCAUCCUCCGCAAACUCGAGCAUGAUGCCGAAAGGCUGUGGGAAGAGAUCGGUCACGACCAGGUCAUCUUCACUUACAUAGAUGACCUUCAGCAGUCGACAGCCGACAUUUUUGGCCUCGUCAGCGAGAAGGGUACCCUGGAAGUCAGUCCCGAGCAUAAGAUCGCCAUUCUCGACUAUGAUAGUGCAGCUAAGCGGAGAGCUUUUGAACGGGAGACGUUUGAUUGUGGUAUCUGUCUAGAACCCAAGAAAGGAUCUGCUUGCCACAAGAUGCUGGAUUGCGGUCAUGUGUUCUGUGUACAGUGCCUGCAGGACUUUUACAACAAUGCCAUCACAGAAGGCGAUAUAGCGGCCGUGCAGUGCCUCGAGCCGAGCUGUGCGAAAGAGCGUGGCACGGCUCAGAUGCAAGCGGCGAAUGCAACAAAGAAAAAGAAGCCGAAAACAUUCAUCAGCCCCAGCGAGCUCUUGCAGAUUCCUCUCGAGACAGAAAUGGUCAAGCGCUACGUGAAGCUGAAGCACAAGACCGAGCUGGAGUCGGAUAAGAACACUGUAUAUUGUCCAAGAUCAUGGUGCCAGGGCGCUGCCCGGUCGAAGAAGCACAGGAAGCCUGAGGGCCUCGAGUUCUCGAACCAAUCUGACGACGAGUCUGAGACAGAGGAGACGACGGGUACCGCCAAGAAUAAAACUGCCGCAGACUAUAGGAAUGAUUUGUUGGCAAUAUGCGAGGACUGUGGCUUUGCUUUCUGCAGCCGGUGUGGGCAGUCAUGGCACGGCGAGUUCAAGUACUGCAUCCCAAAAGAACGCAAGGAGGCCAUUACAGAGGAAGAGAAGGCGUCUCUCGAAUACGUCAAGAUGCACACGACGCCGUGCCCGACGUGCGCAGCGCCGGCCCAGAAGACCCAAGGAUGCAACCACAUGCUGUGCUUCCGCUGUCAGACGCACUUCUGCUACCUAUGCUCUUCGUGGCUCGACCCCUCUAACCCGUAUGGUCACUUUAACACCCAGGCCGACGGCAAGGUCAACAGCUGCUACAUGCGAUUGUGGGAACUCGAAGGAGGAGAUGGUCAAGAUGUGGGAAUCGGCUACGCGGGCGGCAACGCUCUCAAUGUUCCCAACGGGGAGCCUGCCCUUGAGCCUCACGAGGUGGCGGCCCUGAUGGAAGCAGAGGAGCGCAUCGUCGGAGACCGACCGGCUGCCAAUAUCCUGCCUGCGAUCAAUGAUGUCCAGGGUAACCAGGCACAGCGGGCUCCGCAAGAACGAGUGGAGGUUGCGCGCGAAGGGCCUCUCGUGCUUCGCAUAGGAGGGGAUGCACCAGGGGCCGCGCCUCGUAACGCAUUUGGGGCGGAACCUGCUGCCCACCUUGGGCCAGCUCGGAUUCAGCACGGCGGCAGAGGAGCCGCACCACCAGCUCAAAGGGGAGUAGGCCGCGGAAGAGGGAGAGGUCCUGAGCGGGGAAACCGUGGAAAUAACAGAGGGGGGGGAGCAGUAGGCGGAGGGGCCAUAAAUGCCAACCGACAGCAGGCCGGAGCGGCCGGGCGUGGACGAGGAAGACAUGCGAGGAAUCAGCCACGAGGUGCUAACGAUCAAGCUGCCGCGAACCGUGAGCCGCACAUGGAAAUUGGCAAUAUACUCAGGCAGCAGGGUGAGCUUGAUGAGGCCCAGCAGGCGUGGAUCCGCCAAUUUGUGCAGCUUGCGCUCAAUGAUCAGGAGGACCUGGUCGACUGGGAUAGUGGUGACGAGAUUUAAGGAAGCAUAUAGCAGAAGAUCUCAUUCUCAAGAUCAACGUGAUUGUCGGAUUCCGACAUGGAGCAUCGGCAGCGGCGUUUUCUACAAGGUUUUUCAAGUUUAUUUUAUUCUCGAGAUUGCAUUCCUCAAAGAGCAUUAAUUGAAAUAUCACCCAGGCAGUUCUUUGCCAAUAGACAGUGCU
Molecule: messenger RNA, 2659 nt
Organism: Microdochium trichocladiopsis
Lineage: Eukaryota; Fungi; Ascomycota; Sordariomycetes; Xylariales; Microdochiaceae
Product: RWD domain-containing protein
Exons: 2
Coding region: 400-2478 (692 amino acids)
Biological process (GO): positive regulation of proteasomal ubiquitin-dependent protein catabolic process; protein polyubiquitination; ubiquitin-dependent protein catabolic process
Cellular component (GO): cytoplasm; ubiquitin ligase complex
Molecular function (GO): ubiquitin conjugating enzyme binding; zinc ion binding; ubiquitin protein ligase activity
Source: RefSeq, a predicted model, not a curated record